Molecule: messenger RNA, 662 nt
Organism: Nicotiana tabacum (common tobacco)
Lineage: Eukaryota; Viridiplantae; Streptophyta; Magnoliopsida; Solanales; Solanaceae
Source: RefSeq, a predicted model, not a curated record
CGUCUCCUUCUCGAACAAGCAGCCCCUUCAGAAAAAAAGUAGCACUUUUUAAAAAAAUAAAACCCCUCUAAAACCUAAAGCCUCAUCUUCUUCUGCUUCAUUUUAUUGUUAAAAAUCUUUAGAAUUACUUCAAUAUGUCAAUGGACCUAGACCCAGAUGAAGUCUUUCGUGACGAUGAAGAUGAUCCAGAAAGUGAAUUUUAUAAGGAAAGAGAUGCUACUAAGGAAUUAUUGGUAUACCUUGUGGAUGCUUCGCCCAAAAUGUUUUCCACUACUUGCCCUACGGAUGAUGAAAAGACCGCUACUCAUUUUCAACUUUCCAUCAAUUGCAUUGCACAAUCUCUCAGAACUCAGAUUAUUAAUAGGUCUUACGAUGAAGUUGCUAUAUGCUUCUUUAACACUCGGGAAAAAAAGAAUUUACAGGACUUAAGUGGCGUUUAUGUAUUUAAUGUUCCAGAAAGAGAGGAUCUGGAUAGACCAACGGCCAGGCUAAUUAAAGAAUUUGAUCGAAUAGAAGGUAAAUGUUCAUAUUGGUCUCUAAUUUCGGUGCAAGUUUUUGGUGGGUGUAUGGUUAUGCAACUAUCUCUGUUUAGACAAGAUUCUAAAUUGGUCGUCAAAAGCCUAGCCAUAUGUUACAUCAUUGCAGUCAAACUCACAUAAUAA